Messenger RNA from Mytilinidion resinicola, 1886 nucleotides. RefSeq lists its product as uncharacterized. The transcript has 4 exons. The record is from RefSeq and is a predicted model, not a curated record. NCBI's taxonomy places the organism in Eukaryota, Fungi, Ascomycota, Dothideomycetes, Mytilinidiales, Mytilinidiaceae. Gene Ontology annotation, cellular component: cytoplasm. Bases 69 to 1793 code for a protein of 574 amino acids. Gene Ontology annotation, molecular function: zinc ion binding; ubiquitin protein ligase activity.
UGUGUGCCGUUUGCCUCAUUUCUUCAUCUGAAAUUGCCGCGCAUUCAUUGGCACUUCACAACGCUGCCAUGGCCGAAGUCACCACCACCUACCGAAGUGAAGCAGCUCACCCGCCAGCGCCCGUCUCUCGUUCCAACAGCUUUUCGCAGCAUUCUGAAAGCUCGCAGACUGCUGCCGAGUUCAUCAGCAGCCAACUCCAACUCGAGGCCGACGCGCGUGAGGCCCUCCCAUAUCAAUUCGACACAUGCACAAAACCACUCGGUGCCUUGCGACAAGCUCUAUACGCCUGUCUGACUUGCAACCCCCCACCCGCCUCGCCGGCACAGCAGUACACUCCAGCCGGCGUCUGCUACUCGUGCUCUAUCUCCUGCCACUGCGACCAUACCCUCGUUGAGCUCUUUGGAAAGCGCAACUUCGAAUGCGAUUGCGGCACGACGCGCAUUCCGGAUACUUCGCCAUGCUCGCUCCGAUUGAAUGAAGACACCGGGACCAAGGGAGGAGUGCACUCAGAAAAGCCGGCGCAAGACAACAAGUACAAUCAGAACUUUAGGAACAGGUUCUGCGGCUGCGAGCAGGACUAUGACGCCCAUCAGGAGAAAGGGACCAUGUUUCAGUGCUUAGGGCUGGGAACUGUGGAAGAGGGGGGAUGUGGCGAGGACUGGUGGCAUCCUGAGUGCGUCGUUGGACUCGACCGCGACGCGUACCUGAAGAGCAUCGAGGAGUUGAAGUCCGUGAAGACAGACGCUGCCGUACAAGCACCCCAGAACGGCAUCUCCGUGGCCAUGGAUGUCAUCUUGGAAGAGGAGCCAGCCAACGGAACAACAGAAGCUCAUGUCCCUGCGGUCCAGACCAGUGUCACAGGCGGCGUUGACGGCAAUGAUCUUUCCGCGAACGGUGGAGAUGAAGCGGUUGAAGACGAUGACCCGCCUUUGCCCCCAGGAUUCCCUAAGGAAGACGACUUCGAAACUUUCAUCUGCUACAAGUGUGUUGAAGCCUUCCCUUGGAUCCGGAGAUAUGCGGGCACUCCGGGCUUCCUCCCAGCUGUCUACUUCAAACCAGAGAACAGCAUCGACGCCGCCGCAGAGAACAGCACGGCCAUUGAAGUACCAUCUAUGAUCUCAGAGCCCGCCUCAAAGAAGCGCAAAGCCUCUGAUGAAGAGCCCGAGGACUCAGCAGACCCAUCCAUGGCCCCUCCAAAACGCCAAAAGAGUGAAGCCCCCCUCACAGAACCCACCCCCAUAACAACCACCCUCCCACUCACCCCCAAGAAACCCACCACGACAUCAUCAUGCCACUUCGAAACUCUCCCGCCCGCCCCAGAAGCUCGUUUCUCCCUCUUCAUGCUCCCCGACUUCCGCGACCACCUCUGCCGCUGCCCCUCCUGCUUUCCCCUCCUAACACCGCACCCGCAACUCCUCGAAGAAGAAGAAAUAUACGAGCCGCCCAUCUCUGAGGACGGGGAUAACGAGGGCGGCGCGAGUGUGGGGACGGGGAGUAUACUGGACCGAGGCGAAGCGGUGUUCAACAAUAUGGAUCGUGUGAAGGCUAUUGAGGGCGCGAUGGUCUACGCUCAUCUCAAAGACAAAGUCAGAGCCUUCCUCCAGCCGUUUGCGGAGAGCGGCCAGGCUGUCGGUGCUGAGGAUAUCAAGGCCUAUUUUGAGAAGCUGAGGGGUGACGCAGAUGGGAUCAAGGAUGCAGCGGGUGGCGCGUCGGGUUCUGGGAGAAAGCGAGACGGAGAAGAUGGGGCUGGCGAGGGCGAGGGGAGUGGGAGAAAGGAGCAGAGCGGGUACUAGGCGCGAGAAGGUGAUGGAAACUUUGGGUAGCUGUAAGUCUAGGUUGGACAUUCUGAUGGGUAGGUUCAAUACAAUCUGUGCGAAAAGUACUAC